AUGUCUGUGAUUGUCGAUAUGGGCAUAUUAUAUUCCAUCGCAAACGGUUUUUCGCUGGGGCUGUUUGACAAAGUGCGCAAGAUGCUUGUUUCAAACAAUGCUGACGUCGAAAUAUUGCACUUCUCUGACUUUGAGCAGGAAAGCCCUCAAAGGACAAGACUGUGCCCCAUGAUUCGCAUGAACGCUGUGCAGAAAUCGCGUGCUAAGCCUUUUUCUGCCAUAAAUACCUGUAUCGACCUGCCAGAAAAUGGGCCAUCGUCGUCAAUAGACGGCAGCAAGAUAGCAGAUGUGCAAAGCUAUUAUCCUAGGCAAUUGAGCUCUCCCGUGCAGGCCAUGGCGUUGCCGGAGCUGUCAAGGACGGUUUCUGAUAUCUCCAAUCAGUCCAGCCGCGCUGACACUUCUGAGUCUAUCGCAGCUUUCCAGAUCGUGUUUGACGACCAUAUCAUGCCAGGAACGGUGGCACGCUAA
Molecule: messenger RNA, 468 nt
Organism: Ogataea parapolymorpha DL-1
Lineage: Eukaryota; Fungi; Ascomycota; Pichiomycetes; Pichiales; Pichiaceae
Exons: 1
Coding region: 1-468 (155 amino acids)
Source: RefSeq, a predicted model, not a curated record